UGCGGGGCCCCGCCGGAGGAUGUGCGGCCGAACCUCCUGUCACCUGCCCAUAGAGGUGCUCGCGAGAGCGUGUGCCUAUCGGGACCGGCAGGGCCGGGAGCGGCUCCCCGAGUGGAAGGACCCCGACAAGUACUGCCCCUCUUACAACACGAGCCCUCAGUCGAACAGCCCCGUGCUCUUGUCACGUCUGCACUUUGAGAAGGGUGCAGACCCAUCUGAGCGUAUCAUUGCUCCCAUGCGAUGGGGCUUGGUCCCAUCUUGGUUCAAAGAGGAUGAUCCUUCCAAACUUCAGUUCAACACUACCAACUGUCGUAGUGAUACCAUAAUGGAGAAACGGUCCUUCAAGGUCCCUCUUGGAAAGGGAAGACGCUGUGUCGUCUUAGCAGAUGGAUUCUACGAGUGGCAGAGACGUCAGGGAACAAGCCACAAGCAGCCGUACUUCAUCUAUUUUCCCCAAGCCAAAACAGAAGAGUCAGGUAGCACUGAUGUUGCAGAGAGUCCUGAGCACUGGAAGAAAGUCUGGGACAACUGGAGGCUGCUGACAAUGGCGGGGAUCUUUGACUGCUGGGAGCCCCCAGAAGGAGGAGACCUUCUGUAUUCCUACACCAUCAUCACAGUAGAUUCCUGCAAAAGCUUGAAUGACAUUCACCCUAGGAUGCCUGCCAUAUUAGAUGGAGAGGAGGAAGUCUCUAAAUGGCUUGACUUUGGUGAGGUCUCAACUCAGGAAGCUCUGAAGUUAAUCCACCCCACAGAGAAUAUCACCUUCCAUGCAGUCUCUUCCGUGGUGAACGACUCCGGGAACAACACUCCUGAAUGUGUGACUCCUAUCAGCCUACUGGUCAAAAAGGAGCCCAAGGCAAGUCGUAGUAGCCAGAAGAUGAUGCAAUGGCUGGCCACAAAGUCACCCAAAAAGGAAGACCCCAAAACACCCCAAAAGACAGAGUCAGAUGUGCCCCAGUGGUCCAACCAGUUCCUGCAGAAGAGCCCACUGCCCACCAAGAGAGGUGCCACAGGACUCUUGGAGCGAUGGCUGAAGCAAGAGGAGCCCGUGGCCAAGCGGCCGCACAACCAGUAACAGGACUUUCAGAGACUACUGCCACAAUUUGCUGCAUUAAAUAUUGUUGCUAGUGA
This is a messenger RNA of Puma concolor (puma), 1131 nucleotides long. Lineage: Eukaryota; Metazoa; Chordata; Mammalia; Carnivora; Felidae. The record is from RefSeq and is a predicted model, not a curated record.